Messenger RNA from Drosophila rhopaloa, 938 nucleotides. RefSeq lists its product as uncharacterized. The record is from RefSeq and is a predicted model, not a curated record. Bases 9 to 701 code for a protein of 230 amino acids. Lineage: Eukaryota; Metazoa; Arthropoda; Insecta; Diptera; Drosophilidae. The transcript has a single exon.
ACAUAGUAAUGUCUCAGUCCAUAAAAAGAUCAAAAAAUGAUACCUUAACGAAAAUAGACAGUGUGGUUGGCCGUUACCAACCCGAAGCACUGCGUCCCGUGUUGUUCGUAUUCUAUACCCUGGAAACGGUGUUUAACAUGUUCUGCAUGGGAUACCACAUAACGGGCUUCAUGACCAUCGACCUGAGUAUAUUCGACUGGCAGGAGCAGGCGAUCCACUACUUCUACCUGGUCACCUUCUACGUUUUUAUGGUGCUGACCCUCUUCCAGAGCGUCAAUAUCUGCACGGGUCACACGCCCACCCUUUACAUGGAGAUCUGGAAGGCGUCGGCGGCAUCCUUCGCCUUCAUCCUGAUAUCCUUGACCUCGAUGUGGGACGCGGAGCGGCAGUUCCAUCUGUUCGUAUCCCUGCCGGAAGUUCACGAUCAUGGUAACACCGACUAUGUAGAGGAUCCACCGGUGCACCCGUUCUUCCACUACCUUCAAGGCCAGUCCAUCUCCUCGUUGGCCUGCGGAACGCUCUACUUGCUCCAUGCCACCAUCAUGAUCGAUGUCAAGCUGACCGCCAAUCUAAAUAGAGGUCAGGAGAAGGGCAGCUACAUGCCCAUCCCACUUUUCGUCUUGGGACGUGUUAUUCACUCGAAGCUUAACCGCUUCGAAUGGUUUAAGGAGUUCUGCGACAACGAGACCAUUCGCAUAUAGGGGCAUUUUUUAGGAAAUAAUGUUAGUGCGCCAGAAAUACUUUAAACUAGCAGAUCCUUGUUUUUUAGACCGUAAAAUUUAACAGUAACCAAUGACCGUUUUUCAAAAUUUCACUAGUUUUUAUUACAAAACAAAUAUAAUUUUUAAAAUAUGCUCUCGGUACAAAAUCAAUGAGCCAGGAAAGUUGCGAAAAAUUUAUAGUUACAUAUUGAUAUCAUAAAGUUAACCUUGAAUCAA